Adelges cooleyi (spruce gall adelgid) is the source of this 4298-nucleotide messenger RNA. RefSeq names its product NUAK family SNF1-like kinase 1. Gene Ontology annotation, biological process: microtubule cytoskeleton organization; intracellular signal transduction; protein phosphorylation. NCBI's taxonomy places the organism in Eukaryota, Metazoa, Arthropoda, Insecta, Hemiptera, Adelgidae. The transcript is spliced from 17 exons. Gene Ontology annotation, molecular function: protein serine/threonine kinase activity; ATP binding; tau-protein kinase activity. The coding region runs from base 808 to 4170 and encodes 1120 amino acids. The record is from RefSeq and is a predicted model, not a curated record. Gene Ontology annotation, cellular component: cytoplasm.
AGACGUGUGCGCCUUGCGAGUUGCGGUGUACAUGGGCGCGUGCCGUAUCGAUUAAACUUAUAACGGUGAACUUACGAGUUACGACUCAGUAAGAAAAUUAUGUUUAUAUACAACAAAUAUAAUACAUUAGUAUUGUAAUGACGUCGUACGGGGUUAUGUGCAACCGUGCCGGUCGUCAAUGAUAUAAUUUAACGUCGGUGUCCCGCUAAAUUCCAGGCGAAAAAAUACGCAUUACGCGGCCAUAUAGAACCGAGAUAGAGAGCAAAUGAGAACUUCUAUACAUAUAAUAAUAAAUAAUAAUAACGCCCGAUGAAUGCACGAGUGGUGGAGUGAAUACGAAGAAGUCGACAGCUUGUUUGCUGCUGUUGCCAAUGUGGAAGGGGUUUGUUCGAGAAUGAAUCUUAAAGUGCUAAAAAUAGAUGCCUACCCGCCACCACUGUCGUCGCUACAGCCUCUUACAACUCUUUUUUUCCACACGCAGAGUGUAGAGACAUCACAUCAUACUAUUCGUUGGACACCAUAAUAUUUCGAUUAAUUAUUUUCUAGAUUUAUUUUUCUUGCAUUCUAUCAUUCAUUUGCCCCCUAUUUUCAUCACCGACGUUAGCCCCAUAUCAGUUACACUACGGUGCGCGGUUUUUUUUAUAUGUCUGCCAAAUUUGUAGAAAAACUCGAAAUUUUUCACUCAUUAAAAACUGUUGUGGGCCGCCUAUGGUUUCAUGAAGAUUUUCAGCCAAGUCUAGAACUGAAUCAUCAGCAUUUGUAAACAACAUUCUAGAAAUUUGACACCAUUAAAUUAUAUAAAUCACAAUGGUCGUACCAGAAAAUGGAGUAAUGUGUGACCAUAUUAUGCGAGGAAUAGAGAAGAAUGGAGGAGCUGUACAUUUACAUAAUCGUAAACAAAAACUAAAACAAAAAUUUGAUGUAUUAAAGAAGCUAGGAGAAGGAUCAUGUGGAAAAGUCCAAUUAGGUAUUUGCAAGGAGACCGAACAACUAGUUGCUAUAAAAACAAUAAGGAAACGUAAAAUAGAGACUGAAGCAGAUUUAAUAAGAAUAAGACGAGAGAUACAAAUUAUGUCUUCUGUAAGGCACCCAAACAUUAUUCACAUUUAUGAAGUUUUUGAAAAUCGCGAAAAAAUAGUACUAGUAAUGGAGUAUGCAGCAGGUGGAGAGUUGUACGAUUUUUUAAGUGAAAAAAAAGUUCUUGCCGAAGAAGAAGCUAGGAGAAUAUUUAGACAAGUCGCUAUAGCUAUUUUUUAUUGUCAUAAACAUAAUAUUUGUCAUCGCGAUCUCAAAUUAGAAAAUAUUUUGUUAGAUGAACAAGGAAAUGCCAAGAUAGCUGAUUUCGGUUUAUCUAAUGUUUUUAAUCACAAAGCUCUCUUGUCGACUUAUUGUGGUAGUCCAUUGUACGCGUCUCCUGAAAUUGUAACUGGUACACCUUACCAUGGUCCUGAAGUUGACUGUUGGUCACUUGGUGUUUUGCUAUAUACCUUAGUGUAUGGUACAAUGCCGUUUGACGGAUCAAAUUUUAAACGCCUUGUUAGACAAAUUUCUCAAGGGGAAUACUAUGAACCGAAAAAUCCAUCCAGAGCUUCUCCAUUAAUAGCAAAAAUGAUGACUGUAAAUCCUAAUGUACGAGCUGAUAUUCAUACUAUAUGUUCACAUGAAUGGUUAAACAAAGAUUUUCCGGAAGAUCAACAAUGUUUACUCCUUGCAGAAGAAAUGGCUUCUUCUACUCCUGUUCGACUAGAUCUAUUGCUUUCAUUAGCUCCAUCAGCUCAAGAAACUAAUAACAAUCUAGCUAUACCAGGAGCUCCAAACAGUAUAGGCGCAGUAGAUAGCGGACCUGUAAGGUCUCAGAGUCUAGGAAAUAUUUCUCCAUCCCGUGUAUCUAAUGCCAUAACAGAAGUACCUGUCGAAAAGAAACCCAAGAAAACCAAAAAGAGGGAUCGUUCUGUAAGUCGUUCGAAAAAACAUAACCAAGCUAAAAAGAGUGAAAAUGAGCCUACAUUUCAAACUGUUGAAGAAUCGUCUAAGCAUGUAGACAGUAACUCAAAACCUGAGGAAGUUCAACCUACGUCAGAAUCAAAUAAAAGCAUUGAACGUGAUAUAAAAUCUUACGGUGAACGUGGUAGAAGGCGAUCUAGCAGAGUUUUAGAGGCUGUUGAAAAAUUAGACCUUAUUGAAUCUAUGUCAAAGAAUAGCAUUGAUCAAAAAAGGCGUAGUUCUCUUGGCAGUGGAUCAUCUAAUAGUUCCAAAAAAAGUAUUGCGUCUAACGGAUCUAUUAAUCAAGUGGAAAAACAAGAGCCACAAUUUAGCCUAGAAUCAACAAUUGGACUCAAUAAAUUAGCUGAAAGUGCUUUAAAUAAUGAACCGUUUAAUUGUGGUUUACAAACAAAUAAAAAUGAUUUUAAAAAUCUCCCUGAAGAUUUGAGAAAGAGCUUAAAUGCUAUCAGAAUUAUUGGUGAUUCAAUAGCUGAUAGCAAGAAAACGCCAGCUGAUGAACCUAAGAGGAAAACAUCGAGAGCAGAAAUAAAAUUAGCCAGACCUGAACUACCUGUUAGCAAUAUUGGAAAAGAAAAAAAAAAUCACGAAAAUGAUACAAAUGAUACAAACUACAAAACAGAAGUUAAACAUUUUGUACAAGUGCCGAAACCCACUCGACGUGCAGAGGUAUCUAUUCCUAUUGCUUCAGCUGUUGCAGUAUCGUCCCCUACACCUACACCUUCACCUCUACCACCAAGACCUGUGGUGAGGCAAACAAGUCAAUCUCGUGAGCAUAUUAUACCUAUUAGAUUUGAACCAGACGAUAAGUCAAAAACUAAGCCUGUACAAAGAACUUCAUCUGUAUCCAGUACAAAGACUAGUGGUAGUAACUUGUCACGACAAAGUACUUUAGAUACUGACAGUAAUAGCAGUAUAGUAAGCAUAGGCGGAGAGCCGAUAAGAAAAUCUCCACGUGAAGUCAUUAUACCUAUAGCAGUUGAAGGUGGUGGUUUUGUUACACCCAGUGAAAAUGCAGUAUCCAGAAUAAGAAGCUCUUCUAGUGAUAAAUUUGAUGAUGAAGCUGGUGCAGUCGGUGGACCGGGAAGAUGUUUCACACUACGCAGCUCUCGUAGACAAAAACCGUCGGCUCGAAGUUUACAAGCCACUGAAAGUAUUAGUUCCGACGAGGAAGAUGAUAGUUUUGAGGUUUUGACUGCUGAAAAUUUAUUUUCAACAUUGUUGUCUAGGGUACGUGAUUUGACAAAUCGUUUGAGUACAGACGAAACUAGAGGAUCUGAUUUUCCAAGGUCGUUCUUUAACCAGCACCGUUCUAUAUUUGAUCACCAAACCCCAAUACGUCGUUUGACUGAAACUAGAUCGUUUAAUCGAGGCGAGGCUGCUCCGUGGCGUAGAAGUUUUGUUGCUACAACGGCUCCUCAAGACCAAAGACCGACUGAUGGUUUUGCUAGAGAAUUAUUUACAAAUAAUGAUAAAAGGACUCAUACUCCGAUGAAACCACCAGUGUACAAACAAAUUCUUCCCCGUGUUUUAGAAAGACCUAAUGAAUAUUCAUCGAAAAUACCUAAACACACUCUCUUGUGUAACAUUACUGACAACAAAGAACGUCAGAAACGAGUUGAUACAAUAUUAGAGAAAUAUCGCCAAAACACUACUAGUUCGUUGCCCAGACAACUAUCGAGAUCAUUGAGCUGUCACAACAAAUCUUCAAAGGCUGUCAAGCCGCUCACGCCAGAAGUAGUCCAGGCACGCGUACUUGAUUGUCCAGUACAGAAAAUCACUGGUUCUCGAAGCGUAAGUCCUUACUCUCUAGUCAAUCAUCGUUCUGAUAAAUCCUCGUUUGAUGUGCCGUACAACAACAGUGUAUUGUCAAAAUCGUAUUCACUCAAAAGUCUCUCUGAAAAUCAACCAAGGUCUUUGUCAUCAACUUCGAUUUCUGGUUCGAGAACUAACAAUUGCAAGACCCUGAUGAAAUCGAACAGCACACUCGACAAUAGCGAAGAAGAAAUUUCAGAAUCUUCAAGUACCAGAACCAUGUCAAAAGAAGGAAAUUGUUCGUCGACAAUGUUACCUCUAGAUUGGAUCCCCGUAACACUAACCAACAGUAGAUGCGAAGAGACAAUGAGCGACAGAAUAAAAAGACGCAGUUUUUAUGUCAAACUAACUUAAACAUGUACUCGAACUAUUAAUGCGUUACAGGUUACCAAUGUACGUUAACCAACAUUUUUUUUAUUUAUUGAUAUAAAUAACAAUAUAUUUAUAUAUAUAUAUAUAUAUAUAUAUAUAUAUAUAGGGUG